Molecule: messenger RNA, 2028 nt
Organism: Apaloderma vittatum (bar-tailed trogon)
Lineage: Eukaryota; Metazoa; Chordata; Aves; Trogoniformes; Trogonidae
Gene: RGS12
Product: regulator of G-protein signaling 12
Exons: 3
Coding region: 1-2028 (675 amino acids)
Molecular function (GO): GTPase activator activity; protein binding
Source: RefSeq, a predicted model, not a curated record
AUGUAUAGACCAGGGGAAACAGUCAAACGUCGACUCAACAUGCAUGCUUCUCCUCGGAUAAGAAGCGUGGAAGUUGCUAGAGGAAGAGCAGGUUAUGGGUUUACCCUUUCUGGACAAGCUCCUUGUGUUCUUAGUUGUGUUAUGAAAGGAAGCCCUGCGGACUAUGUUGGACUUAAAGCAGGAGAUCAGAUAUUCGCAGUUAAUGAAAUCAAUGUGAAAAAAGCCUCUCAUGAAGAUGUAGUGAAACUUAUAGGAAAAUGUUCUGGAGUCCUGCACAUGGUCAUUGCUGAAGGGAUUAGUCAUAUAGAUUCAUGUUCAAGUGAUGAAGAAGUUGGAUUUUAUGAUGGGAAGGGAUGGCUGAAACCCAAACCUGACUCUAAAGCUCUGGGAAUAAACAGAGCGGAGAAAGUUGUUGAAGAAAUGCAGUCUGGUGGCAUUCUUAACAUGAUCUUUGAGAAUCCUAAUCUUUGUGCUGGUAACUCCGAUAAAUCUGAACCAAAACAAAGAUCCUUUUCAGCUUCUGCUGCUAUGAAAUUUGAAACUGGCAAUGAAAGCAUAAGCAAUCCAAACCUACUGUCAAAGGAAGAAAUAUCCAAAGUCCUGAAUGAUGAUUCAGUUUUCAGAACUGGAUUGGAGAGCGCAGAAGACUUUGGAUUAGACGCAAGCAUUUUAAAUGUUGCCAUGAUUGUAGGCUACCUAGGCUCAAUUGAGCUUCCUUCAACGACCUCCAAUUUGGAAACUGAGAGUUUGCAGGCUAUUCGUGGAUGCAUGAGACGUCUGCGGGCAGAACAAAAAAUCCAUUCGCUGGUAAUGAUGAAGAUAAUGCAUGACUGUAUUCAGCUCUGCAGUGACAAGUCAGGUGUAGUGGCAGAAUAUCCCGCAGAGAAACUGGCAUUCAGCGCUGUUUGCCCGGACGAUAGAAGGUUCUUUGGACUAGUUACGAUGCAGACAAAUGAUGAUGCAAGCUUGGCUCAGGAAGAUGAAGGGGUUCUGAGGACAUCUUGCCAUGUUUUUAUGGUGGAUCCUGAAUUAUUUCAUCAUAAAAUUCACCAGGGCAUAGCAAGACGUUUUGGACUGGAAUGUACGGCAGAUCCAGACACAAACGGCUGUCUCGAGUUUCCAACAUCAUCUCUACCUGUUCUUCAGUUUAUUUCUGUCCUGUAUAGGGAUAUGGGGGAACUGAUUGAGGGAAUGCGCGCGAGGGCUUUUCUUGAUGGUGAUGCAGAUGCUCAUCAGAAUAACAGCACAAGCAGUAACAGUGAUAGUGGAAUUGGAAAUUUUAACCAAGAAGAAAAGAAUAAUAGAGUUCUGGUGGUUGAUUUAGGGAGCAAUCCAAGUAAACACAUUCCUAACAGCAUAUGGGAAAAUCCGGUAGGAAGGGCACAAAAUCAGCCUGCUUCCCAUUGGAAUGGCUUCUGUCAUGAACAAGAAGGAAACGUUUCUUUAGAAGUAAUUCAGAACGAUAAGUCCCAAAAUGUAAGCAAACACCUCAGCCCUUCUGCUCGUAUUGAAGUUCCACUGGUUUCUUCCCGAAAUUCAGUACCGCCAUCAAAGAAAAACACUGCAGGCGUAGGCAAUCAAAGGUGGUUGCCUGUGCAUGUUUUGCAAGAAUGGCAGCAUGGAAAUGCCAGCGACCAGGAGUCAUACACUGAUUCUACAGACGGCUGGUCAAGUGUUAACUGUGGAACUCUUCCCCCACCAAUGAGUAAGAUUCCAGCUGACAGAUACAGAGUCGAUGGCAGCUUUGGUCAGCCGCAGUUAAAAUCUCAUAAAAACGAAUGGUCUAAAAAGGUGUUUUGCAUGCAGAACAAAUUUGGGCCUCCACACGGUAUUAGGAAGUCUAAAGAAGAUAAAAAGGGUGCAAAAUUUGGACGCUCAAUGGGAUUAAAUCAGGCUCCUCCCCCACGUUCUUCUGUUCGAAGAUCAUUUGGAAGAUCUAAGCGAUUUAGUAUUACUCGUUCUCUGGAUGACCUUGAGUCAAUAAUUGUUAGUGAAAAUAAAUUGAGUAGCACCAACAAGAGGGAUUGA